Molecule: messenger RNA, 3414 nt
Organism: Periophthalmus magnuspinnatus
Lineage: Eukaryota; Metazoa; Chordata; Actinopteri; Gobiiformes; Gobiidae
Gene: ganc
Product: glucosidase, alpha; neutral C
Exons: 26
Coding region: 105-2801 (898 amino acids)
Biological process (GO): N-glycan processing; carbohydrate metabolic process
Molecular function (GO): carbohydrate binding; alpha-1,4-glucosidase activity
Source: RefSeq, a predicted model, not a curated record
CGGAAGUCCGGUCGGGUCGCACCUGAUCAGCUUCUUCAGCGCUGCUCUGCUCAAAUGCGGACAAACGAGUGCACCGAGCGGUCAAUGAGUACACUUUGCUGAAAAUGACGGAAGCGAAUGUCACCAGUGUUGUGCCAAAUGAUGAAGGAAAGGAAAAGUUUAAGAAAAGUGAACAUGUUGCUUUCUACAGACGGCAGAUACAGGGCCCAAACAGACUGUACCGGGCCCUUUUGGACUCUCUGGUGCUCAAUGUAAAUGGAGCUCAGUUUGAACUGCUGGAGACUGACAUUCAGACCAAGCUGCUCUUAAUUCUGUCGCCUUGUAAAAACGACACCAUAAGGAUAUUGAUAGAUGAACUUGUACCGAUUAAGGCUCGCUACAGAGUUAAAGAUGUGAUCACAGCUGAGCCACAGUCUGAGAGGGUGAGGGUGGAAAAACAGACUAAAGACUCAGUCAUACUCUCCUGGUCGACUGGACGUUAUCAGGCCCGCAUUUGGUGUUUUCCGUUCCACAUAGAGAUCCUGUGUGAAGAUGAAGUGAUUGCAACUUUUAACCCAAAAAAUAAACUCUGGUUUGAGACACUGCAGGAUCCUAAAAGGGCAGCGUCUAACACAACAGAGGAAGAUGGCAAUGCAUUAUGGAAAGAGACCUUUAGACAGUUUGUGGAUUACAAGACUAAUGGUCCCAGUAGUGUUGGAGCAGAUCUGCGACUUCAUGGUUUCAGUCAUGUUUUUGGUCUCCCUGAACAUGCUGACCGAUUGCAGCUCAGAGACACCAGAGACGAUGAACCCUACCGGCUGUAUAACCUGGACGUCUUUGCGUAUGCCCUGAACUCUCCUUUUGGCCUUUAUGGCUCUGUCCCCUUUGUGUUGGCCCACUCCUCAAACAGGACACUGGGAGCAUUUUGGCUGAAUGCUUCAGAAACAUUUGUUAAUAUUCAUUACAGCAUUACAUCGACUGAUAAGGAUGAGUCAAUCCCCCCAGUGAAGAAGAGGCGCACUCAGCCCCACACAGACCUCCACUGGCUCUCUGAGAGUGGGGUCAUCGACUGCAGGAUUUUACUCGGGCCUCAACCAAAACAUAUCUUUUCACAGUAUGCCCAACUAACAGGAUACCAGUCACUGCCCCCUCUGUUUGCUCUCGGGUACCAUCAGUGCCGCUGGAAUUACGACGAUGAGGCUGAUGUUAAAUAUGUAGACGCUGGAUUUGACCUCCAUAACAUCCCAUACGACGUUAUCUGGUUGGACAUCGAACACACAGACGGGAAACGCUACUUCACCUGGGACCCUGUACAUUUCCCCAAACCUAUAGAACUACAGCGCCACCUACAGAGGAAGAAGAGGAAGUUGGUCGUUAUAAGUGACCCUCACAUCAAACUAGACCCUGAUUGGCCUCUGUUCCAUGAAGCUCUGGGAAGUGGACACUUCGUUAAAGACAGAGGGGGGCAGAUCUUUAAGGGCUCCUGCUGGCCAGGUGAAUCCUGUUACUUGGAUUUCAGUAACCCAGCCACACGAGCAUGGUACUCCAGGUGCUUUUCUCUCAAUAACUUUCAGGGUUCGACGUCCUCAUUGUUUGUGUGGAAUGAUAUGAAUGAACCAUCUGUGUUUGAUGGACCUGAGCAGACGAUGCCUAAAGACGCAGUGCACUCUGGAGGCUGGGAGCACAGAGACCUACACAACCUGUAUGGCUUCUAUCAACAAAUGGCUACUGCUGAGGGCCUGUUAACUCGGUCUGGUGGACAACAUAGGCCAUUUGUGCUGUCACGCUCCUUCUUUGCUGGGUCACAGAGAUUUGGUGCAAUAUGGACAGGGGACAAUGUGGCUACUUGGGAUUAUCUGAAGAUCUCAAUACCGAUGGUGUUGUCCUUAAGUGUGGCAGGCAUCACAUUUUGUGGAGCGGAUGUGGGUGGUUUUGUCCAGGAUCCUGAUCCUGAGUUACUGGUCCGAUGGUACCAGGCCGGUGCACUCACCCCGUUUUUCCGAGGACAUUCUGCCAAAGAAACAAAUCGGCGCGAGCCCUGGCUUUUUGGGGAAGAAGUCACUGCUGCAGUUCGCAACACUAUCCAGCAGAGAUAUCAACUCCUACCAUAUUGGUACACAUUGUUUUACUGGGCUCACACAAUGGGACAACCUCCUCUCAGACCUCUUUGGGUGGAGUUCCCAGCAGAAGAGGACACCUUCACCAUGGACAAUGAAUACAUGAUUGGUGGUGCUCUCUUGGCCUGUCCCAUCACUGACCCUGGUGUGCAACAAGUCCAGGUCCUAUUGCCUAGUUCUGAAGAGAUCUGGUAUGAUGUCCAAUCACUAAAAGUGCACAAAGGAGGCAGGACUGUUAUACUGCCUGUCACCAUGGACACUGUGCCUGUGUUUCAGCGUGGAGGGACGAUUAUUUGCAGGUCGACAGGCAGUGGUUCAUGCUCAGAGGACUUCCAGAAAUUACCACUCUCCUUGACUGUGGCGCUAAACUCUCAGGAAUUUGCUGAAGGAAAUCUGUUUCUGGACGAUGGUUAUUCAUUUAGGUACCAUGACACAAAGGCCUUCUCUCUACACAGCUUCAAGAUGGAUUCUGGUCGACUCUGCUCCCGUCCUUUUAGUGAAGAAGGAUCAUUUGAUUCUAACACGGUUAUACAGUCGAUUACUAUUAUAGGGCUGAAGAGAAAACCAUCUUCUGUGGUUGUGAACGUCUCAGGUAUUGAGGAGAGACAUGCAUUUGAAUUUGCUGAGAGCUGCUGUGUUUUGACCCUGGACAACCUAAACCUCAAAGUGGUGAAAAACUGGGACAUACACAUAGGUCCACACUGAUGCAUCACUUGAAUAUGUACUUGAAUAAUGUAUGUAAACUUAAACUUAGUAUGUAAACUUAAACUUAGUUUUAUUAAUGAAAUUAGUAUUUAAUGAGGUAUAUCAGCACUGUUUUAAUUAGAAAUAAGUAGUCCACAUAAUUUUAGCAGUGUUCAGUAUUAUCUCUUGUGAGUGACCUGACCUUUUCCUAAAUGGUUAACCAAAGGGAAACAUCUAGACUCAAAAUAAGCUUUUGUCAAUGACACUAGAAGAAACUGUGAUCGUGUUUUUGAACAGCUAAUUCUGUCUGAAAUAGACAUAAAUCAGGUAUUUUGUUUUGUUUGUAGAAUCAUUAUGAAACACCUCUAUAGACGUUUUAUCAUCAGGUUGCAUUUAGUCCUAAAACUAAAUUUGUAAUGAUUGAAUACAUGUUUAAUAGGAUAUAGACUUAAGUGCUAUUUAAUGAAGUAUGUGGGUUAUUGAUCCUUAGAUCACAAAUUGAAUGUCAUUUGCUUUAUUAUUGUCAAAAUGAAUUUUAUUAAUGAUUUUAUUAGAUUAUUAUGUGACCUAUACUGCCUCUUGUUUGUACGCCAUUAUGUCUAAUAAUUUAUUUAAUUAAAAGCGUUUUUAAUUU